Messenger RNA from Sclerotinia trifoliorum, 2411 nucleotides. Lineage: Eukaryota; Fungi; Ascomycota; Leotiomycetes; Helotiales; Sclerotiniaceae. The record is from the annotation of a GenBank genome assembly.
CUGGAGCAAUUAUUAUGUGAGAUCUUCAUCCAUCUAUGAUAUCAACGAGCAAUAUCAAAACCUCGAAGGAACACAAUAAUAUAAAGUUAUGACUCGGGUCCUAAUUGACGGGAGGCUUGACGGGUGGCUGCACCGACUGGCAUGUUUUGCCGUGGUAUAGAUGGUAAUUUGGUACCGAUUGUGCCUUUCCAAGCCCCUGUCAACAACAAGCGGGACAUAAAUCCUAUUCCGUACCUGAACAAGCCACCAUAGAGCUAAAAUGACACACCAAGGACUUCUCUUCAAAACUUCGUGACAUAGUUAAGUUUAUAACGACAAAAGGUUUCAAAAGGUGAAGUUAUAUACAUAUCUCAAAUCCGGUGUUAUGGAGUUGGAGUUUUUACGGAAUAUCUUCUGGAACGUUUAUCAUCAUGCCCACUUUGUGGGUCUACAACUCAACACCAGAGAUUAAUGCUCGAUCAAACUAUCCUCUGAUUUUAGAAGCUUCAUUCCCUUUGCUUGUGUUGAUGCUCAUUACUGUCAGUACGAGAUUGUAUGUUAGAGUACGUACUGUGCGAGGUAUUGGUGCUGAUGAUUGGGCUGUUGUGAUUGCUGCGGUAUGUUCUUCGUCCUCUAUUCCUUGACUUUAUACUGAUUCUUUACUAGACCUGUAGUAUUGUUUACAACGCCUGCACUAUUUCACGUAAGAAAUAUUUCAACCAAACUUGAUCAAAGCUAAUGGUGAAAUAGAAUCAAGAUGGGGACUAGGUUUACCUUUGGCUCUUCGGCCAGCAGUCAAUUUGGAUGCAUAUUCUAAGGCAAGACAAUCGUACUAUACAGCAGGAAAUAGCCACUGACAAUAGCAUAGGUCAACUACGCUGGUCGACCCUUUUAUAUGUUAGGCGUCUUAUGCUUCAAAGUUUCACUUUGUUUCUCCUAUUUGCGAAUUCUCUCCAAAGGACAACCAAACUAUCGUCUCUUAGUAUGGUUCGUAAUGAUCCUCUGUAUCCUAGGACACGUAGCCGGGACUCUCGCACUCAUGUUCAACUGCCAUCCGGUACAUCAACCCCUCUCAUCCCCUUCAUCACAUUACCUCAAACCCAAUACUGACCGGACAAUUUCCAGGUACAAAAAUCCUGGCUGCCCAAGACACCCGGAAAAUGUCUUCCCGUCGGCCCCCUUUUCUUUGGUCUAGCUAUCACAACAAUCAUCUUUGAUGUGAUAAUUUUCUUCCUUCCUAUUCCCUUCCUAUACGGUCUACGAAUGAAUAAUCGAAAGAAAUUUGGUAUCAUAGGCGUUUUCGCCCUUGGAAUCUUCACAACUGUUUGUUCGAUUUUGCGCAUGUCGGAAAUUCCAGUUAUCACGAACGGAAGCGGAGAUUCUACAAUGUUGGUUGUGUGGGGAAAUAUUGAAUUGAAUGUUGGGGUACGUAGUACAUUAUCCUGCACUACCUCCUCUUUCUUUACGCGAAAAUGAAAACCAAACUAACGAUCACCCGAUGCAGAUCAUCCUAACCUGCAUGCCGGUCCUCGCACCGCUCUUCAAAAUUUUCGGCAAAAAACUCACCUCCUCCGGAAACACAGGAAGUUCGAAUCCAUAUGCUCACAAUGGAAGUCAUAAUAUGCAAGUAUUUUCGCAUGGGAAUGGAAAGAGUGCCAAUGGGAAAAGUGCGCAUAGAACCACGAUUACGAAUCUGAAUCUGAGUUCGAGUAGGAAGGAGAGGAUGAGUAGGACGUUGAGAUAUCCUGGUGAUGUGAGCGAUAAUGAGAGCCAGGAGACUAUUCUAGGGAAGAGUGGUGAAGUGGGUGUGAGGGAGGGUGAGAGCAGUGUGAGUGCGAAUGAGGAAAGGGGAGGGAGAAAUAGGAAUAGUGGGGAAAGUAAGGGUGCAGAUGAUAAUGGAAUUGUUGAUGUAGAUCUGAAUACGAAUGGGAAUGCUAAUGGAGAGGAAAUAGAGGGUAUAAUGAGAACGGUACAGAUUGAAGUAUCGAGCGAGGAACGAGGAAUCCAUGACGAGGAAUUCGCUGAUGAGAAUAGACGGUGCAAUAGGUGAUUGGGAUUGCAUCGCCGAUCCUUGGAUAUCCUAUUUCCUCGUCGGUUUAUACAUCACGCUGGUUUUACGAGAUAUAUAUAUAUAUAUACAAAUCAACCGCAACUGCCGUUUCUAGGAUAUAUAAAAGCACGACCUCGAGCCUGGAUGAGCUAUCUUUGCAUUCUUUUCUAGAAAAAGAUCGCAUAACGCACUACAUAUUUGUCGUCGAUGGACCUUGGGGUCAGUCAAUUAGUCGUAUAGGUGGAAAAUUAUGUAUGAUUUAUUUACGAACACACACACUCGUUUAAAAAUUUCAUUUGUUAUUUUUCUUUUUUUUAAUUACUUUUUUUUAGAAGUAACUCGUGCUGCCAGAAAGUAUAUAAAUCCUUCCUAAACAAACUUG